GGCCACAAAAUUAGUCGCCCGAUUCCACGUUUGUUGUUAAUACGCGUCGGGUAAAACCCAUCGAUCAUGAGACUGACCACAUCAGGGGUAGCCCUGCUACUACUGGUAUUACAUGCCAAUAAUCCAAGUGACGCUUGGACACACAAUUGGCACACAGGUCCAAUUAAUUGUUAUAUCUGCUCCAGUAUAGAGGAGUGCUCGGCCGGCUCAGGCCUACUACAGAAAUGUGAUAGCAACGAGGCCCAGAGCUGCAUGGCGGUCUUCGACAGCAGCGGGUCGGUCAUUCAGCGAGGCUGCAGCGACAAUCUGGCGGCAACGUGCAGUGAGACGGAUGCCAAAUGCUACGAGUGCCGCUCCAGUGGCUGCAACAAUCUGAAGACCAACACCAAGCUUAUCGACUGUGUGGUGUGCGACGCUCAAGAUGAUGAGCACUGUGUCAACGACAUUGAGCUGGUCACGGAGACACGGCAGUGCAAUGAGCAGUGCAUUACGGCACUGUAUCCGCGCACUAGCGAGGCGGGCGCACCGUUGGAGAUUGUACGCACUUGUCUGGACGAUCUGGACUUGGAUGAUCGCGAAGCUUGCGCCGAAGGUACAAUGAGCACUUGUGUAGCCUGCGGCACGGGCAAGUGCAACACCGUCGAGAUGGGCGUGCGCGGCAGCUGCAACGUUUGCACGGAUGGCAACUGCGACAAGCCGGACUCUAAAACGUGCCGCGCUGUUGCCGCCAGCGGCCAAGAACAGUGCUUCAUACAGCUGGACGAGACGGACGAAAUAACCGAGCUAGGUUGUCUAAGUCAGUACAAUGUGAGCGAUGCCACGCUCUUGCAGCGCGAAAAGCGUAUCUGGACGUGCUCCGGCGAGAAUUGCAAUCUGAUUUCCGCACUGCCCACACCCCAAACCUGUAAGCUUUGCAAUUCCCGCACCGACAUCUACUGUGCCAUUGAGCCGGCUCUGUCAACCUCUGAAACGGGAUGCUCCCAUCCUUUGAACACUGAUUGCUAUGCGCUACUGCGCGACGAUGGUCACACAGAACGCGGCUGUCUUAGCACACUGGACGAGGAGGAUUAUAUGGAAUGCCUGGUUGGAAACAAUGCCACCAAGUGCGUCACCUGCACGGGCGAUGACUGCAAUGUCGAACUGCAACCUUUGGAACGCCUAACCUGUCACGUUUGCGACUCUAGCGUUGAUGGCAAUUGCGAAGUGGCGCCCAAUGCUGCCACCGUUUGCGUGAAGCAUUCCGUGAAUCAGACAUGUGUGACCACCCUCGACUUGAACGGCAACACAGUACGUGGCUGCGGCGAGAGCUUGGACUGCAUAAGCAGUGAUAGUAAGAGCUGCCAGCGCUGUGUGGGCAACAACUGCAAUACGGAUAACUUGCGACGACGAGCCGAUGGUCGGCCCGGGCAGUGGGCUCAGGAGCUGCCGCUGAGCUGUCUGAGCUGCGAUGACACGACGACAUGCGCAGCCAGCAGUCUGGAGGAGAUUGCAUGCGCCGGCAACGAUGAAUAUUGCAUGACAGUAUUUGAUGCAGCGGGCGCGGUCAAUGCACGCGGCUGCAGCAAUGUCGUGGAGGCCUCCUUCAGCGCAUAUUGCGAUGCCAAUGCCGGCAAAUGCCACAACUGUAAUUCAAAUAGCUGCAACAGUGCCACCUCGCUGGACAGCUACACUGAGUGCAUUUACUGUGAUGCCAGUCAGAAUAGCGAGUGCGUCCGAAAUCCCACAGCUGUGACUGCUAGGCGUCAGUGCAAUGGUCAGUGCAUGACGGCGUAUAGACCACAAAAUGGAACCAAUGUUUAUGAGCUGGUGCGUGGCUGCUUGGACGACAAGGAUCCCGAGGACCAAGAACGCUGUGCCAUAGGCGCCGAUAGUGAGUGCGUGGCCUGCACGGGCAAUGCCUGCAAUGGAAACGAUCUCAGUCUAAGUACGCUCAGCUGUUACAUCUGCAAUGGCAAUGAAGACUGCGAAGAUCCAAAUAUGGCUGCUUGCCUCCACUAUAGUCCUACGGAUCGCUGUUACAUGCUGUUUGAUGACACGGCAUCGGUAACGGCUCUUGGCUGUCUGUCCGAGCUUGAAGAGGAUUUUAUUGAUAAAAAUCUGGAAUACUUAGUCUAUUGCAAUGAGAACAACUGCAAUUCCUUUGAAAAUAUUCCAAAGCCCAACGAAUGCACCACCUGCUCUUCCCUUGAUGACGAAAAUUGUGCCUCCAACCCGAGCAAAAUCACCCAGUUCGAUACAUGCAGCGUGCUGCCAAACACUGGCUGCAUGACGCGUGUGCUGUCCGAUAACUCCACGCAGCGCGGCUGUGUAAGUAGCUUGGCUACCAGUCAGUUGAGGGCGUGCCUGAAGGGCGAAGGCAAUUGUGAGGUGUGCGAAGGCACCCUGUGCAACACGGAGAUCUACCCGGCUGAUCGUCGUCGCUGCCAACGCUGUAACUCAGUUGAGGAUCCAAAUUGCGGCUCAGCGCCCAACGCCGCCAGCGUCUGCCCGCGUUAUGAUGAAGCCCAGGGCUGUAGCGUUAAAUUGGUGGAUGGUGCCACUUAUCGCGGUUGCCAGACGGAAUUCCAGUGCGAUGAUUCCGACAAGCAGUAUUGCCGCUCCUGCGCCGGCGACAAUUGCAAUGUGGUCGAUCUAGAGAUCUGGAAUAUUGGCUAUCCGGGCAAAUGGGUGACCCCGCCAAUUAAUUGCUAUACCUGCGAGGGUCCAGCCUGCCAAGGCUCAAGUCUGGGUUUGCUGCAAAAGUGUGCCAACAACAAUAACCAGAACUGUGCUACAGUGUUCGCUAGCAACGGUUCCGUGGUGCUGCGCGGCUGUACCGAUGAGCUGUACGCCGAUGCGGACCUCACGCAGUACUGCGAUGAGACGCCCGGCAGUUGCAAGUUCUGCAAGUCGACUGGCUGCAAUAAUGCUAAGGAGCUGGACAGCUAUUUAGACUGCCUCAUGUGCGAUGGGACCGAUCAGGCUGAAUGUGUACGCAGUGUCGGCGACAUUUCUCGCAAAGUAUCUUGUCAAGGCAGCUGCUUCACAGGACUGUAUCCACGCAACCGAUCGGAGCUGGACUCACCAUUGGAAUUGGCGCGCGGCUGUCUGGACGAUCUGGAUUAUGACGAUCGUACGGCUUGUGCAGCCGGCAGCUUGGAUAACUGUGUUGCCUGCAGCAGUGCCGCCUGUAAUAAGAACGACGUACCGGAGAAUCGCUUAAGCUGCAACUACUGCGACGAUGAGCAAUGCGAUCAAGUGAGCUCCCGAAUUUGCACCUCAUAUCGGACUGAGGACGAGUGCUAUAUUCAUGUCGGCGACCGCAGUAUCGAGAGUAUGGGCUGUGCUAGUGAUCUAGAGAGGUCCUUCCUCCAAGCUAAUCGACGCGACUUGCAUCUCUGCAGCAGCGAAAACUGCAAUGUCAAAGAUGUGCUCAAUUUGGAUGGCGUUUCCUGCAAUGUUUGUAACUCCACGGACGAGACCAAUUGCAUUGCUGGCGAUUCCAGCCUCGCUGCCGUCUGUCAACAUUACCUCUACCCGCAGUGCUACUCUCACAUCUCCGAUGAUGGCGUUUUGCACCGUGGCUGCCUUAUGGACACGGACGAUGUACUCUUUGACGAUUGCAUCAGCGAUACGAGCUCCACUUGCCAGAUUUGCGAUGAAAAUAACUGCAACAAGGGAGUGUAUCCCGAGGACUGGCAGAGCUGUUUGCGCUGCGACUCCAAUAACGACGAGAACUGCGAAAAGAACCCAACAACCUAUGCCAGCUAUUGUCCCUUCUAUGAGGCAGGCGAUGUGUGCGUAACCAGCUUAGAGAAGGGUCGGACUCGCCGCGGCUGCCAGUCGGAGAUCUACUGCGAUGCCAGCCAGGUGGCGAGUUGCCGCGUCUGCGAGAACGACAACUGCAACGUGGUGGAUUUGGCAGCCAACUACGUGGGUGAGCCAGGCAAGUGGCAGGAUUUGCCACUGAGCUGUCUGGUGUGCUCAGACCUAGAGAGCUGUGCCAGCGUCACAACACCAACCACCUGUGAGGGCAACAACAAGCAGCUCUGCUCCACUGUAUUCAAUGAGGCUGGCAAUGUGAUAGCUCGCGGUUGCAGCGACGCUGUCCUGACAGAACACGCCACCUAUUGUGAGGCCAAUGCCGACAAGUGCUUGCAAUGUAAGUCGAACAGCUGCAACAAUGCCAACAGCUUGACAUCCUAUGUAGACUGCUACCAUUGCGAUGCUGAGCUGGAUGCUAGCUGCGGCUGGGAGACGCCCACGAAGACACGCAAGUGUCAGGGACAGUGCAUGACUGGCUUGUAUCCGCGCAGCUCUGCAGUGGACUCAGCGCUGCUGCCCACCCGUGGCUGCCUCGACGACCUGGAGGAGGCCGACCGUGAAAAAUGUGCAGCUGGCAAUCAUGCCAGUUGCUCGGCCUGCACCGGAACGCUGUGCAAUAGCGGCGAUAUUGUAGAGACGCCCCAAGAAUGCUACACUUGCACAGAUAGCUAUUGCGAGGACAUGGUUAAGUCCAAGUGCGUCGCCUAUAAGGAGAAGGACCAAUGCUACCUUGCAUUUGACAGCAAUAGCAUCAUCGGUAUGGGCUGUGCUAGUGACUUUGAGACGCAGGUCGUCAACGAGCUAGUAGCCCAGAAGCGUCUGUUGCUCUGUGAGGGCCAGAAUUGUAACCACCCCGACAUCUUACCUGGUGCUAACAACUGUCUACAGUGCAACUCUCUGUCCGAUCCGCGCUGUGCUACCAAUCCCAACACAUUGCUGUCCACCGGCAUCUGUUCCAUUUUGCCCUACACCCAGUGCGUCACGCAUAUUGACGCGGCGGGCACAACAACACGUGGAUGCGUGUCCAACUUGGAAAGCAGUGACUUUUACGAAUGCAUAAUGGGCACCUCGGAGAAGUGCGAGGUGUGCACCGGCACCAACUGCAAUGGACUCAGCGUUUUCCCAGCGGAUCGUCGUCGUUGUCAUCAGUGCGACUCUGCGACUACGCCCGAAUGUUCAUCUUCUCCCAGCAGCAGUGCAGUGUGCCCUGUUUAUGAUGCCGAGGACACUUGUGUGACCACGUUGAAGAACGAUGUCACCUAUCGCGGCUGUAGCUCCAGCUUAAGCUGCACGGAUCCCAGCAAUACCAGCACCUGCCGCGUCUGCAGCAGUGACAAUGCUUGCAACACAAUCGAUUUGGAGCGCCUGAAUAUCCACGGCUGGCCGGGCAUUUGGCAAGAGCCACCCAUCAGCUGCCUAACCUGCGCCAGUGCCUCCGAAUGCAGCUCCGGCGGCGGCCAAUUGGAAAAGUGCGAGGGCAGCGACAAUUGUGUUACGGUCUUUGAUGCGACCGGCGAUUCCGUGACUGCGCGUGGUUGUAGCAGCGCGUUAGAGACGACCACGUCUAGCUACUGUGAUGAACAGCCUGACAAUUGUCCGCGCUGCAAUUCCAAUGGCUGCAAUGUGGCGGACAGUCUCAAGGACUAUGUGGAGUGUUUGGUGUGCGAUUCCAGCGUGAAUCCGGACUGUGUACGAGAUGCCACAACGAUCAGCCAGACUCGUCCGUGCCACCAGAGUUGCAUGUCCGCUUUCCGGCCACUCUUCGGUGAAACUAGCGAUCCCAGCUACGCACUAGUGCGCAACUGUUUCGAUGACUUGGAGGAGCAGGAUCGCCAGACCUGCGACACGGACGCCAACAAGUUUUGUGCCAGCUGCGAGAACGAGAAGUGCAACAAUAAGGAUCUGUUGACCACACGCCACAGCUGCCUGAGCUGUCGCGGCGAUGAAUGUCAGGACGCACAACCGGCCAGUUGUGCCAACUAUCGCGAGACAGAUGAGUGCUACAUAGAGUUCGAUGAGCAGCGCUCCGUCAUUGCCCAGGGCUGCCUCAGUGAACACAGUCAUGAGGAGAUUUACUUGCUGCAGCGCUCGAAGCGACUGCUGACCUGCGCGGAGAAGGAUUGCAACACGUUGGAUUCACUGCUCGAGCCCCAAAGCUGCCUCUUGUGCAGUUCGCGCACAGAUCGCAACUGCGCCGUGAAUCCUAGCAGUGUGAGCAGCGCUACCAGCUGCGUGUUAACGGGUCUGCCAGAAUGCUAUUCACGUGUACUGAGUGACGGCUCCACAGAGCGUGGUUGCCUGUCCAGCUUGGAGGAGGAUGAGUUCCUUGGUUGCUACAAUGGCACCGCAACAGGCUGUGCUUCCUGCCUAGGCGACUCGUGCAACAAGGAGGUAUAUCCCGCAGAUCGAACCUCGUGCCAUAUUUGCAACUCUGAAAGCGAUGCCAACUGUGAGUCAACGCCCAACAGCCUGUCUGUGUGCCCCGUCUAUGUAGCUGGAGAUGCCUGCGUGACUAAUCUGCGCGGCGGCAUUACCUACCGAGCCUGCGCAAGCUCGCUAAGCUGUGAGCCCAACUCCAAGACCUGCGUCAUCUGCGAGGGAGAUGGCUGCAACGUUGCUGAUCUGGCUGCUGCUUCAGAUGAUAAUCACGGCAAGUGGCAGGAUCUACCUCUAACCUGUCUUAGCUGCGUGGGCGCUGACUGUCAAGAGACCAGCAGCAGCAGCAGUAGCUCUGAGCGUUGUGCGGACAAUAACGAGCAGGAUUGUAUAACAGUGUUCGAUGAGGCCGGUGUGGUGGUCCGUCGUGGCUGUCAAGAUGCCAUUGAAGAAGAUGAGCAGCUUGUCAGCUACUGCGCGACCAACUCCGCCAAGUGUCCGCUGUGCAAGUCCAACAACUGCAACAAUGCAACUUCGAUAUCACAAUACAAGAGCUGCAUAUACUGUGACUCAUUCAAGAGCACAUCCUGCUUGUCGGAGCCGACAAGCACGGCACACAAGCGCCGCCAAUGCCAGGGCGACUGCAUGUCAGCGCUCUAUGGCAGCUCCGAGGCUGGCUUGGAUCUCAUACGCACUUGCUUAGAUGAUAAGGAGCCGGAGGAUCAAUUGUCCUGCUCGGCUGGUAAUGAUGCCAAUUGCGUGUCCUGCUCGGGGGACGACUGCAAUGUACAUGCUGUGCCCGCGGAUCGCUUAAGCUGCUACCACUGUGAGAACGAAGACUGCGAGGAGCCCGAAUCCAAGAAAUGCGAGAUUUACAAGCCUAACGACAGUUGCUUCCUGUGGAUUGACGAGGAGAACAGCAUCAAACAGGCGGGCUGUCUGAGCUCUUUCCGCAACCAAGAUCUGGAAAGUGUGAUCAAGACAAAGCGCGUUGCUGUUUGCCAAGGCGAGAACUGCAACACACCCCAGCUUCAAGUUCCCGUCAAGUGCGCCGUCUGCGAUUCUCGUGAGGAUGCCACGUGUGUCACCAAUCCCCUGGCAGUGGACAGCUUUAAGACAUGUAGCCAGCUGCCGCAUACGCACUGUGUGACCAAGCUGGAAAAUGAUGGUGCAACAAUUCGUGGCUGUUUGUUUGACUUGCCACAGUCCGAGUUUGCGGCCUGUCUACUAGGCAACGAUAGCAAUUGCGAGGUGUGUGCCGAGGACGGCUGUAAUCGCGAGAUUUUCCCGGCUGAUCGGCUGCAGUGCUACAGUUGCAGCUCGGCGGACGACAGCAGUUGCAUUUCCAAUCCCACCCAAACAUCGGUAUGCGCCUGGGUCAGCGAUACGGAAACCUGCCAGACCCGGCUGGAAGACAAUGUAACUACGCGUGGCUGCAGCAGCUCGAUUGGCUGCAACGCCACUGACUACCGCAGCUGCCGCAACUGCGUUGGCAGCAAGUGCAACUCAAUUGAUUUGGCCAAUCGUGUGGAUGAUGGUCAGCAUGGUUUAUUCCAAGACUUGCCCUUGAAAUGUCACAGCUGCGAGGGCGAUCAUUGUCACAGCUCCCUGGGCCCGGCCGUGGAGUGUACACUGAACGCUGAGCAGGAUUGCAAGACGGUGUUUGAACAGGACGGCAGCACGGUACGCAGACGCGGCUGUGCCGACGAUGUGGAUGAUUAUGAGGAUCUCUACUGUCGGCAAAACCCCGAGCUCUGCUUCACUUGCAAGUCCAACGAAUGCAACGAUGCCUGGAACCUGGCUGAUUACACAAGCUGUGUCUUCUGCAACUCGGCGACAGAUACUGAGUGCAUUACCUAUCCACAGAGCGCCGACCUUGCCACGCGCCAGUGUGUGGGCAAGUGUAUGGUGGCAUUGGUGGGCAAGGAUGUGUUACGCAGCUGUCUGGACGACAAGGAGGCAUUCGAUCGUGUUGCCUGCACCAGUGACGAAAGCGGCAACAACUGCGCUGCCUGCGAGGACGGAAAGUGCAACACAUUCCCCUUCCCGGCAGAUCGUUUGAGCUGCCACGUUUGCACUGGCAGCAGUGACUGCAGCUCAAGCCAUACACAAUCCUGCAUCGCCUAUGAGAAGGACGACUUUUGCUUCGCCAAGUACAACGAUGGUGCCGUCGAACUUAUGGGUUGCGCGAGCAGCCAAAACAGCAGCGAUCUGGAGCAUUGGCGUGAAGCCAAUCUGUUGCAUGAAUGCACAAGCAACGACUGCAACGAACUGAGUCGCCUGCCUUCCAGUGACGUUUGUCUGGCCUGUGACUCCAGCAAGACGCCCGACUGUGCCCAGUCGCCCACUGACGUGUCCAGCACGCAAACCUGCCAUGCACCCUUGGCGGACUGCGUCACCCGAAUAGAAAAUGGACACACCAUACGUGGCUGCCUGAGCAGUCUGAGCAGCACCGAGGGCACCGCCUGUGUGGCCAAUGGCACCUGUGCCGGCUGCGCCGGUGAAAAGUGUAACGUAGACAUCUUCCCGGCCAAUCGGCGGAGGUGUCACAUUUGUGAUUCAACCAGUUCCAACUGCGAAGAAGAACCAAAUCAUCUGGCCAUUUGCCCCAUCUAUGCCGCUGACGACACUUGUGUCUCUACCCGUGGCUCCGACAACUACAUACGGCGCGGCUGCGGCAGCCAACUUGAGUGUGAGCUCGAUGACGAGGACCAUUGCAAUGUGUGCAAUACAGAUGGCUGCAACACGGUCAAGUUUAACGGCUCCGCUGCGCUCAGUGGCUUUGGAAUUGCAUUGACGCUCCUCUGCGGCCUGGUAGCCAGCGGCUGGCGGCUUUAGUAGCACCUGAUCCCCAUCCACCUAUCACUUACUUGCCAUAGCUCAUAGUUAAAUAGAUGUACAUAGAAUAUAUUCUAUACGAAAAAGCUUAAAUUAAAACGACAAUAUUUUAGAAUCAUAUA
Messenger RNA from Drosophila virilis, 9140 nucleotides. RefSeq lists its product as uncharacterized. NCBI's taxonomy places the organism in Eukaryota, Metazoa, Arthropoda, Insecta, Diptera, Drosophilidae. The record is from RefSeq and is a predicted model, not a curated record.